GGAUACGGGCCGGGCCGCGCCGCGCCGCGUUUCAGUUUUGUUUCCGGCCGGAGAUGGCGGGGUCGCGGGUGAGGCUGUCCGUCGUGGAUCGUUAUUUUACCCGGUGGUAUAAGACAGAUGUAAAAGGUAGGCCCUGUGAAGAUCAUUGCAUCUUACAGCAUUCUAAUAGGUUAUGUGUUAUCACAGUGGCAGAAUCUCACCCAGUGUUACAAAGUGCCAGAAAAAUAAAAAGUAUUAGCUACCAAAUCAGUGCCAACUGCAGUCGAUUACAAAACAAGGUCUCAGGAAAAUCUAAGCGGGGUGGACAGUUCCUGACAGAACUUGCCCCGUUGUGUAGAAUAAUGUGUGAAGAUGGUGAGGAGUACACAAUAUACAGCUGUAUCAGAGGACGGUUACUGGAAGUAAAUGAAAAUAUUCUCCAGCGGCCCAGCCUUCUACAGGAAAAGCCUUCCACAGAAGGAUAUAUUGCUGUUGUGUUACCGAAGUUUGAAGAAAGCAAAAGCAUAACCCAAAAUUUAAUCAGCCAGGAGAUGUAUGAAGAUGUAAUUUUGAAGAGAGACAGUACAGCAGCAAAACAGUUAAAUGCUGACCUCCGUGAUCCUGUAUCCCUUGAUACAGCUUGAAGAACUGAAAGGCACAAAGAGCUUUCUGAAACCGAAGUAAUGACUUUGAAAUCUUUUUGAAACUUAUUGCUAAAUUUGUUCCCAUCUUGUGUAGGAAGUGUACAUCAUCGUUCAGUGCAUCACAGUAUAUGACUGUGCCUUUUGUAAAAAAGGAAAAUUUCCUAAAUAAUGCACUGAUUAUCUUGGGAUUUUAAACUUGCUUUCUGGCAACUCACAUUGAUGCUAAAUACAUAAAUUUAGUUCUA
Molecule: messenger RNA, 868 nt
Organism: Hypanus sabinus (Atlantic stingray)
Lineage: Eukaryota; Metazoa; Chordata; Chondrichthyes; Myliobatiformes; Dasyatidae
Gene: abitram
Product: actin binding transcription modulator
Exons: 6
Coding region: 54-623 (189 amino acids)
Biological process (GO): regulation of actin filament polymerization; dendrite morphogenesis; regulation of filopodium assembly
Cellular component (GO): dendrite; lamellipodium; nucleus
Molecular function (GO): actin filament binding; actin monomer binding
Source: RefSeq, a predicted model, not a curated record